Bolinopsis microptera is the source of this 2644-nucleotide messenger RNA. RefSeq names its product prenyl transferase-like. Bases 78 to 2045 code for a protein of 655 amino acids. Gene Ontology annotation, cellular component: mitochondrion; exocyst; transferase complex. Gene Ontology annotation, molecular function: protein binding; prenyltransferase activity. Gene Ontology annotation, biological process: isoprenoid biosynthetic process; exocytosis; Golgi to plasma membrane transport. The transcript has 3 exons. The record is from RefSeq and is a predicted model, not a curated record. NCBI's taxonomy places the organism in Eukaryota, Metazoa, Ctenophora, Tentaculata, Lobata, Bolinopsidae.
UUUCAACACUACUAUAUAACAAAUAAUUUGAGCGAAUACAGACACACUCUAUGUAGAAGGAAGACGACCAGAUAAUCAUGUCAGAGCACUGGGAGCAUUACGAGAACAAGCUCAAACACGAAAACUUCAACCCCAAAGAGUUUGUGCAGCAGCUGUGCAAGAAUCUCGACAAUGCUCAAGAUCUCUACAGUGUCAAGAAGGUAGUUGAGGGUAUCAAACAGACACAUGCCACGGAUUUGAAGAAAAAUGUCUACAAAAACUAUGGACAGUUUAUUCAGACAAGCAAAGAGAUCACCUACCUCGAGGCUGAAAUGUACAAACUUGGCCACCUCCUGACCGAACAGAAAGCGCUGAUAUCCUCCCUUACUGAUGAUAACAUAACUUCAGAGAAAAACGAAGCUUUGGACAUCUCUAUCACGGAAGAUUUGAGUAUAGCCAAGAUUUGUGAGCUUGUCCAAGGAGCAGGUGUGCUUCAUGACAUCCCGGGCAGGAAGAUGAUACAUAAUGGCAAUCUGGUGGAACUUGGAGAAGAUGAGCGGCAUAUUAGGCUCUUUCUCAUGAACGACUGCAUCAUGAGUGCUGCUCCGACAAAGAGUGCGUGGAUGUCAGAAGCUUACAAAAUGGUGGAUUUGUUGGAACUGAAGAAUGUUACCGUCAUGGAUGUUCAAGAUCAGAAGCUGUGUUUUAAAGUUACCCAAUACCCUGCCAACAUGUUUUUGUACAGAGCUGAAACAGAGCAGAAAAGAAUAGAAUGGGUUUCCCUGAUAAAGCGGGCUCAACAAGACCUAAAAGAAGCAGUGGGGGAUCGUCCAGACAUAGAACUGAAACAAUCAAGAGAUGAAAUGAUUGAGGGGACUUGGGAAGAGAACCAACGAAGAACUAAAUUUAGAAUUGAAGCUCUUUUAGAACUACCCGAGCAACUUGAUGUCUGCAUUGCUCAAAGAGAUUUUGAAAAUGCUGUAAGAAAGUUAAGGGAUGCCAAGCCAGACAUAGCCAAACUGGACCAGUCGAAUCACGGCCCAGAAAUUAAAGCCAGAAUAGACAGCAGGCUACGACAGCUGACCGAAAUGUUGACUGAAGUUAACAUGGGUUCAGGAAUGUAUGCCCACGGUAAAGCCAGCAAGAAGCCUGUCAAACAACUUUUACUUUUAGAAAAGGUCACGCAGGCUACAUCCUUGUUUCUACGAAACAAGUCAACUAACCUGAAGAUGAGCAUCCGGAGGAUUAAGAUGGAGGGAACCAUGACACUUUACAUCACAAAACUAAGCCAAACAUUCUUCAGCACUGUUGCAGCUGUGGGGACGGAAUUCAAGGCUGUUUUCAGUAACACUGAAGCAGGUUGUAUGCCAUCCUAUGUAUCAUGGGUAGAGUCGGAGCUGGAAUGGUUUGCUGACAUGUUCUCCCGACAGGUAUUCCCUCAGGGUAGCGUGGUGGGACAUGGUGUUGCAGGUGAAUGUGUCUCCAUCGCUCUCAAGCAUGCUGAUCAGCUGAGUAUGAAUGGUCUGGAUAUCAGUUUCCUGAUGUCCAGACUGCUGCAACCUGGAAUUUCAGAGACUCUCAAGAGAAAUCACAUCCAGAUCAUGGAGGCGAGUCAGCUGAGAGCCAAGGAAGAACAUUGGAAGAAAUGUGAGUUCAGUAGACAGACUGGGGACAUCAAGAAGUUAGACGACCUACUUAAAACUUACAAUGUGGAUCUCUCCAAAUACUGUGUCUCCACUGGUGACGACAAGAUUUACGUGACCCUGUGCCACAGCGUCAUCAGCUUUGUUCGCUCUUUUCACUCCUACCUUAAUGAUGCUAAGAAAAUGUACAACGUCCGUGUCAAGAAACAACUGAUCGACUCGAUAACCAGCUGUUUGCAAUUCCAAGCAUUCCAGCUGAAGUUAGCUCCGCCUGAUGAGGAGAUACGGACAGUAGUCAGCUCCAGUGAUAUGUUCAUGAACAAGGAGUUCAUACCUGCUGUCAUUACUUUCUUAGAGACACAAGUUACUCAGCAGCCCGUACCUCAGAUUAGAAGUAUUCUUGAUAUGAAUGAUAUGCUCUGAUUGACGUUCUAGAUUUGUUGCUAAGGGAAUUUAGUUUCUUAUGACUCUUGAAUUUCAUUAAAAAUUUGAUGCAGUUUGUUAAUAACAUGAAAAUGACGUUGUUAAUGAAUGUACAUACAGUGAUAAAGUGUAAAUUGAUACAAAUUGUCUAAUUGCGUAGAUAUUUGAAGGACACGUUAAACGCUUUAAUUGAUUUGUAAAAUAUGUUACAGUGUCUUGCAUCGUUCUUCGCAAAUUGAUGAAGUGAAUAUUUUAUUACGGUGUCUUUUCUGUAAUCGAGUUGCUUAAUUUAAAAUUCGAUCGAGCUUUUUUGCUCUGUGAUUGGUUUAUAACUCGUAGCUCCUAAAAUUAAUCACUCAUAAUAUCCUACCAGAAAACAAUUCCUAAAGAAGUGUUGAAAAUAUAUAAUAUAUUAUCAACACUUCUUUGUUAUAUAUAAUAACAUUUUAAAUCUUAUAGUGUAGUGAUUUGACGUUCAAUAAUUUUUUUUGUUACGUGAUUGCACAUUUGCUCGAGUCGAAAGUAAUCCUAAAAUACACAAAUACGCUGCAAAAGGUAAUAAAACUGUUAUCGAUAAUUGAUUGAUUGCCGAGAAGCAC